Ostrinia furnacalis (Asian corn borer) is the source of this 1623-nucleotide messenger RNA. RefSeq names its product leucine-rich repeat-containing protein 57. Bases 236 to 952 code for a protein of 238 amino acids. The record is from RefSeq and is a predicted model, not a curated record. Gene Ontology annotation, cellular component: cytoplasm. Gene Ontology annotation, molecular function: protein binding. The transcript has a single exon. NCBI's taxonomy places the organism in Eukaryota, Metazoa, Arthropoda, Insecta, Lepidoptera, Crambidae.
UUUACAAUGGCAACUUGCGUCGAUGUCAGUGUCAGUGUAAUGAAAUAAUGAUCUGUCAAAAAAUAUUGUUUUCUUUCUGUGACGAAGACCAUAAUUUGGAAAUUAAUAAAAAUUAAACUUAUUUAAUUGAAUAAAUAGUAACCAGUACCAGUAGAAGUGGAGUUAAUAAAAGGACGAUUUAGUUGUAGACGCAUAUACCUAAACGGACAUGCUGUAGUGCAUUUAACAGGCAACAAUGGGUAAUGCAGGCUUGAAACAACACUAUGAAACUGCUUCUAAAACAGGUGUUUUACAAAUAUCUGACCACAAACUCAAAGACAUUCCACCAGAAGUUAUAAGUCUAAGUGAGAAACUCAGAAAUCUAGAUCUAUCUAAGAAUAGACUGUCUUAUUUGCCAGAGGAAUUAAGCAAGUUUAAACUAUUGAAGCAACUGAAUUUGGAAAGCAACAAAUUAGAAAUGGUACCACAUUAUGUUGCCAAUCUGCAAAAGUUGGAGCUGUUAAACAUCUCUAAUAAUUCAAUCCAAUCAUUGCCACAUACAUUCUGUAAAUUGUGCAAUUUGAAACAAAUUUAUUUGAAUAACAAUAAAUUCAAACAGUUUCCAGUGCAAUUGCUGGGUAUUUCUAAUUUAGAGGUAGUGGACCUCUCUCAUAAUAAAAUAACUGAAGUACCAACGGGCAUGUCAAACUUCUUUGCAGCAGAGUUAAAUUUAAGUCAAAAUGAGAUUUCUGCAUUAAGUGAAGAUUUACAUCUAGCUCCAAGAUUGAAAAUAUUAAGAUUAGAAGAAAACUGCUUGAGUCUUGAGGCUAUAAACCCAAGUUUGCUUAGAGAUUCAAAAAUACACACAAUGAAUUUGGAUGGUAACUUAUUUGAAGUGAAGCAGUUGGCUUCCGUUGAAGGAUACAAUGAAUACACUGAAAGAUACACCGCUAUGAAGAAAAAAAUGUUUUGAUGUUUGAAUGUAUUUAUCACAUCUUAACUUUAUACCAAAUAUCACUAGUUACUUUAAACUAUCAUAUUUUUAUAUAAACAUGUACACACCACAAUUAUGUUAAUUUAUUUUCACUUUAUUGAAUUUAUUGCUUUUUACUAUUACUCACCCUAGCUAGACUGAAAUUAUGUAAAUAUAUGUUAUCUAUAAUUUGAAGAAAUAUUAAUUUAUACAAUAAUAAUGUUAGAAUAUUAAAAAUAACUGCUCAAAUGUUAUGGAAAUCACCAGUAUAAGUACAAGCAACAGUCUGUGUCAUUAAAUAUCUAAUUCUUGUAUUUAAUAAUUUUAAAUUCUUACCCAUAAUACAAGACAGUUUUAUUGGAAUAAAUAGCAAAUAUUUUUAGAUGGUUAAUUAAAUAACAUCUUAGAUUUUACCACAAAGUUACUUGUACUCCCAUUUAAUCCUAAACUAUUUGUGCACACAUGGCGGCAUUACAAUAAUGGUUGAUUAAAAAUGUGAUAAUAAUUCCUUGAUUGAAAUUAAUAUUUUCUGUUUAGUGUAUAAUCAAAUUGCAUUUUGAUUGUGGCAAAAUAAGCGUGUUUACUGUGAAUUUUUUAAUCUAUGUCUGUCUACCUAUUAGUACAUACAUGAUAAUUUCCUUUCAUUCUUAAUCAAUUCCGGCGUGGAUGGA